This is a messenger RNA of Zea mays, 705 nucleotides long. RefSeq lists its product as uncharacterized. The record is from RefSeq and is marked validated. NCBI's taxonomy places the organism in Eukaryota, Viridiplantae, Streptophyta, Magnoliopsida, Poales, Poaceae. Gene Ontology annotation, biological process: positive regulation of stomatal complex development.
GUUUCUCUGAAUCCAAAUAAAGCAUCAUCCUCCCAUAUGCUACCCAUCGCUCACUUGAACAAGAGGAAUGGCUAAUGGUUGCCCCACAUCUACCACAAGCUCCCUGCCCCUCUUCUUCCUUCUCUCUUGCCUGCUUAUCGGCCAUGCUCUCUGCAGCCAAGCCCACAAUGGCAGAACAUCAGAUGCUGAUUAUGUGGUGCAAUUUCCUCACCAAGAAUUGACUACUAAGCAUAUAAUUUUGCCGAAGGUCAUCAAGGGUCUAAACAAGGGCAUACUGUCAAAGUAUGCAAGGAGAAUGUUGAUCGGCUCAAUUGCUCCAAUAUGUACAUACAACGAGUGCAGGGGGUGUCGAUUCAAGUGUACUGCUGAGCAAGUCCCAGUGGAUGCAAAUGACCCCAUGAACAGUGCUUACCACUACAAGUGUGUUUGCCACAGGUGAUCUUCAAUGAGUAGGAGGAGCUGCUAUGUUAUGGUAUGUCCUGGAGAAUAGUAGUAUUUUUUUCCCCAUUCUUGGUUCUCCGUUCUCCCUCUUCGCUUCCUUCUAUUCUUUGUUUUCUCUGUUGAAAAGGGUUCCUUUUUUUUCAUUUCUAUUUUACAAGAGGCUAGCUAGUAGAGGACUGGAGCCUAGAGGAGCAUUUUGUACUUUAAAAUGCUUGUUCAGGUUAUGAACUAGUAAUUUUGUUAGUAAAUGGUUAUCAAUUUUGA